CACACAUGUGAUUGUAAGCAAACACCAGGCCAAAGACAUCCGGCUUUACUAGAAGUGGCUUACAUACUGGAAUUUAUGGUUCUUGUCACAUUUAAGGUUUAACAUUAACCUGUGCGACAGUCAGUGCCAUCAUGGCAUCAAAAACACUUUCAUCUGAGAUAGAAAAGAUGAUCCGCCAUCUUUGUUUGACUGACUUUCCCUGUGGAAAUGGCAGCUGGAGAAAAUCCAAAGAUAGUGGAGAUGGCCCAGAGACAGAGUCUGCAGAUGAGCUUCUGGAUCUCUUAAAGUGCCCCUGUUCCCCAUGGGGGCAGGUUGAUGAUUCCUGGAGCCCUCAGGUUUCCACCCUGAGAGAGUUGGCUGUGCUCACUCCUGAACGUCUACGCAAAAACUUUAUUCACAACCACUUCACAACACUCCGCAUUGUUGACAAGGGUGUGUCAGUCAUUGAUGAUGGUCUUCUGAAGUUCUCAAAGCUGGAGGAGUUGGUUCUGAGUGCCAAUCUGGUGACAGAAAUAGCCGUGGACAGACUUCCCAUUACACUAAAGGUUUUGGAGCUUCGUGCAAACCGGCUGUCUUCUUUAAGCGGCCUCAGCAGCUGCCGGCUUCCUCAGCUUCAGUAUCUCAGCCUCGGCUCGAACCCCAUCGGUUUGCAUGAAGACGUCUCUCAUAUUAAUGGAGGAAAAUGGCCACAGCUGGUGUGUUUGGACCUCAGCGACUGUUGCUUUGAGGACCAGCAGGCCCUAGUGAAGGCCUUAGGUACACUCUCACGCCUUAAGACGCUGGUACUUGAGGGAAAUCCUUUCACUCUUGCACCAGCGUAUCCAGGCUUGACUGUGGACACUCUCACACAACUUGCUUACUUAGACGGCUCAGAGAUCUCCCCCGAGGAAAGACAUCACUUCAGGGGUUUGGCUACGAUGAGUGAUCUAAAGGUGGAUGUUGCAUUAACCACAGUGAGUGUUGGGAGGAUGAGAGGAAUCCCAGAUCCAAUGAUGAAAGUGGACGGAUCAGAGUUACCAUUCGUAACCUACAAAUAUUUCAUCAGUUAUGAAUUUCCUAAUCAUCGCACUCCUGAUAAUCUGGACUUGGCCUGUGAGUCUGUAUCCGACACAAAAUCCACAGAACAAGAUGACUCAACUAACACAGGUCUGCAAUCAAACAGGAACCAUGAAAGAUCAGACUCCGGCGUGGUCUAUUCCACAGAAACCUGCAUGUCCAGACAUAACACAUCAAAGUUAAUGUGGUCUGAGGUCAUGGAUUUCAGUGACUCACAAACGUAUACCGCCACUUCUCUGAGAGACUUCAAGACAUUUCUGAAUUGUGGACUUCAUUUGACGCUAGAGGAGGAAAAGGUAGCGUCAUGGCCGGCAGCCUGUGAAGAUGCCCCGUCAGCCAAAUCCAUCCAAACGGUGAAAGAGAAGAAAGGCAGAAAAGGGAGAGAAUCUCAAGACAAGCUGACUUCCACCAAAGUCAAGUCAACGGACAAGAAGGGGACGGCCGUCCAACAACUAGUUCAUGACGCACCUAUCAGACGAGUCCUCGGCUCAGCUCACGUCCCUCUGCACAGUCUGGUCAGAGGAGAGCGUGGACUCGGUGUCGUGUGCGAGUUUGAUCUUCUGCACCCAGACUUUGAGGUGGACGUGGCACAAACACCUCAAAAGGAUUUGGAAAAGGACAAAAAUGGAGAUGAGGAACCAAAGCAAAGAGAAAGGAGCGGAAAAAGACAGAGCGUAUCACAUUCAAAAGGCAAAGGAAGCAGGAAGCAAUAUAUGAAUACCCCGUCAGAAAAUACUAUGCCUGUCCAGCGGGACCCAGUGACUGUAGAGCUCAGAGUGCAGCUGGAGAAAUGGGGGUCAGCUUCACAAGCUAAUGGCCUCAUUCAACCACACCAACAUUCCUGAAGCAAACCCAGUUUUCUUUUUCACAACAGCUUGGGCUGCAGAGGUUCAACCCCUCCAAGCAUUUCACCUGAACACUGGAUUGGCUACAUUAUAAACUUAAUUGCAAACUAAGUGUGUUCCACUUCAUUAAAUUGUAACUGAAACUUGUCAAAUGUACACAGAGAAAAUUAAAUAAAAAGUAGCAUCCCAUCUUAA
Messenger RNA from Oryzias melastigma (Indian medaka), 2096 nucleotides. RefSeq names its product leucine-rich repeat-containing protein 43. The record is from RefSeq and is a predicted model, not a curated record. Gene Ontology annotation, molecular function: protein binding. Lineage: Eukaryota; Metazoa; Chordata; Actinopteri; Beloniformes; Adrianichthyidae. Bases 132 to 1901 code for a protein of 589 amino acids. The transcript has 12 exons.